ACUAUAUGGCUGUAGGCGAGCUCCUAAGGACAGGGCCUUUGUUUUACCCCGUACUAUAAUUUGUUUACUGCGUUAGUACUCCGUAAUUCCGUAUUAAGAAAUUGUACGAUGAAAGAGUAUCCGGGAUUGAGUUUGCCACCAAACCAAAUGCGGCGGUGUCGUGCAUUGGGGACUUCCACGUCCCUGGGUUAUGACGAACGAAUUAAGGCACACCGAAUGCACUUGACGACGACGAACAGGAGAAAUUAGUGAAUUUGAAGGUUUAUCAAGUAAAAGAAAUGAGUGAAUUUGAAGGUUUAUGAACUGAAUUUGUGAAUUUGCUUAUUUUGGUUGGAAUCGAAACAAAUAAUUGAGUGAAAUGUCAAUUCUCCGCAGACUCUUCCAUCGCAAGCCACCUGAUGGACUCCUGGAGAUUUCUGAGAGAAUCUAUGUCUUUGACUGUUGUUUUACUACCCACUCCUGGGGAGAGAAGAGCUAUAGAGGUUACCUAGCAGGCAUAGUCAGUCAGCUGCAAGACCAAUUCCCAGAUGCUGCGUUGUUGGUUUUCAAUUUCCGCAAGGCAGAGCUAGUGGAGACCUCAAUUUCAAGGAUUAUGUCUGAAUAUGAUAUCACCGUUAUGGAUUAUCCAAGGCAUUAUCAGGGUUGCCCUAUCCUUUCAAUGGAGCUGAUCCACCACUUUCUGCGUUCAACUGAAAGUUGGCUUGCACUCGGCCCACACAAUAUACUGUUAUUGCAUUGUGAAACAGGUGGUUGGCCCCUCCUGGCUUUUAUGCUUGCUGCACUUUUGCUUUAUAAGAAACAAUACACUGGGGAGCAGAAAACCCUGGAUAUGGUCUACAAGCAAGCUCCUCGUCAGCUUUUGCCAAUAUUCUCACCUUUAAAUCCCAUCCCAUCGCAGCUUCGCUACCUACAAUAUGUUUCUAGGAGAAAUGUUGCUUCGCAGUGGCCUCCCUUGGACAGGCCGUUGACUCUGGAUUGUAUAAUUUUCAGACGUAUUCCUGAUUUCAAUGGAGAGGGGGGUUGUUGUCCUUCAUUUCGGAUUUAUGGACAGGAUCCUCUUAAUGCAGAGGAUCGAACUCCAAAAUUACUCUUCUCAACUCAACAAAAGAGCAAAGCUAUCCGUUUAUAUAAGCAGGCUGAAUCUGAGCUUGUUAAAAUUGAUAUCAACUGUAAUAUCCAAGGUGACGUUGUUCUUGAGUGUACAAGCCUCCAUAGGGAUAUGGAGCAUGAAGACAUGAUGUUCCGUAUCAUGUUCAACACGGCUUUUAUAAGGUCCAAUAUUUUAAUGCUUAAUCGAGAUGAAAUUGAUACACCGUGGGACACUAGGGAUCAGUUUCCAAAGGACUUUAGAGCAGAGGUUCUACUUUCAGACAUGGAUGCUUCUGCUUCUAUUAUUGCUGCAAAUCUGUCGUGCUUUGAGGAAAUGGAGGGUCUUCCAAUGGAAGCAUUUGCUAAAGUUCAGGAGCUUUUUAGUAAUGUGGAUUGGCUAGAAUCAAGAGCUGAUAUCUCUCAAAGUGUGAUACAAAAAGUUUUGGCAUCACACAGUUCCCCUGAAUGCUUUGGCUUUGCUACUGUUCCAGAUGCUGCGACUACUGGCCCUAAGAAGUCAAAGGAAGAGCAGAAAUAUUACAAUUUUUGUAAUUCUGAGGACAAGGAUGAUCAGGAAUUUCUUUGUCAAAGAGUAUCGAAGGUUUGCAAUCUAGGCCAGCAUAGUCAUGGCUUGAACAAUUUUCAGACUCUGCAGCUUGGAUAUCAGCCUAGGGAAAUUGCUCAAACUGAGUUCUGUUCAGAAGCAAAGAUGCUUUCAACCACUCCAUGUGUUCCCCGGAAAAAAGAUUUUAGGAGUCCCGAUGAUGUAAAAGGUGGUAUAAUAGCAUCAAGAGUUUCAGAGACAACCCCUUCUCUGGUGCCUGUACGGGCAGUACCCCUUCUUUUUUCAAAUAAUGCUUCACUCUCUUUUCCUAUGCAAUUUCCUCAGCAAUCUCAUGUAGCAGAGUCAGAAAAGGACUUGUUUCAGGAAUGUGCCUAUCCAGGCCCUGAAGAUGCAUCAAGACCAUCAACAAUUACUCAGUCAUCUCUGACUGCUUUAGGAAGCAAGGUCCCAACAUUCAGAGGUGGCAGGGGGCCACCUCCAGUUAUACAACCAUCUAUCGAUUAUAUACAUGAGGAUUCUAGUGUUAUGGACAAAUGUCGACCUGAAUUCUCAUCUCCCCCAGAAACUUCUUUAAGAAAGGAUUGUUUCGAAAUAUUAACUUCAUCACUUCCAUCCCCUCCAAGAUCACGUGUCAAUCCUUCAAGACUAGAAUCAACCCUUAAAUAUCCUUCUAGGCCAGAACCUCCUCCUCCUCCUCCUCCUCCUCCUCCUCCUCUUGCUGCUGCUACUGGUACUGCUCCACUACAUCCUCCAACACCUUCUCUAAAUGAAAAAUCAGCUAUUGAUGCUGAGGUUUAUUUACCACCUCUACCAAAUGUAUCUCCCCAGACUUCAGUUAAGUUGGCAGAAUUUGGACCUCUUUCAUCCCAGCCCCCACCAUAUAAAGACAGUGCAGCCAAGUCUCUCCAUUCCCCUCCUGCACCUCCUUUAAAAGAGGAUAAUGGAAAAUCUGGACCUACCCCAGCCCUACUUCUGCCUCAGAAGUCGGGUUCUUCAAGGUCAUUUCCAGCACCACUGUCGCCUCCACCUUCACCUCCACCUCCACCUCCACCUCCACCUCUUCAAUAUCAGCAACCACAGGUUUCCUCGUCUGUUCCUUGUCCUCCUCCUCCCCCUGUUGGUUUAAACAAAACUUCAUCGAAGAUGGGUACUAAUCCAGCUCCAGCAACGCCUUUAAGUUCUGUUAACGGGAAGGGACGAAGUAUGUCACGUUCCUUAGGACCAAAAAGCUCCCAAACCAGAAAAUUAAAGCCAUUGCAUUGGUUGAAGCUGAAUAGAGCAGUACAAGGAAGUCUUUGGGCGGAAUCUCCAAAGGCUGGAGAAACCUCAAUUGCUCCGGAGAUUGACAUGUCAGAACUGGAGAAUCUCUUCUCUGCUUCAGUACCAAAUUCAGAUCAAGGAACUACUGGUGGAAAGUCUAGGCGUCUUGGAGCUCCAAUUUCUGAUAUAGUGCAACUGAUUGAUCAUCGGAGAGCUUAUAAUUGUGAGAUUAUACUCUCAAAAGUAAAAGUUCCAUUAAAAGAACUGAUGGCUUCAGUCCUUUCUCUAGAAGAUUCUUCUUUGGAUAUUGAUCAAGUUGAGAACCUCAUAAAGUGUUGCCCGACAAAAGAGGAUAUGGAGUUACUUAAAGGAUACAGAGGAGAGGUUGGUAAGCUUGGGAAGUGUGAACAGUUCUUUUUAGAAUUAAUGCAAGUGCCAAGAGUUGAGGCUAAGCUACGAGUUUUCUCGUUUAAGAUGCAGUUCCGUACUCAGGUUUCUGAACUUAGAAAGAGCCUCAACAUCGUGAAUUCUACUGCAGAUCAGAUCAGAAGUUCGGUGAAACUCAAACGAAUUAUGCAGACAAUUCUAUCCUUGGGUAAUGCGUUGAACCAGGGUACAGCUAGGGGCUCUGCUGUUGGUUUUCGGCUUGAUAGCCUGCUGAAGCUCACCGAAACUCGUGCACGUAAUAACAAGAUGACUCUAAUGCACUAUCUUUGCAAGGUAAUCUCUGAGAAACUUCCGGAGGUCCUAGAUUUCUCCAAGGAUUUUGCUAGCAUUGAACCAGCUACGAAGAUCCAAUUAAAUUUUUUGGCAGAGGAGAUGCAAGCCGUUAACAAAGGACUGGAGAAGGUUGUGCAGGAAUUGUCCAUGUCGGAGAAUGAUGGUCCCAUCUCAGAUGCAUUUCGAAAGAAUCUCAAGGAGUUUCUCUGUUUUGCUGAGGCGGAGGUGCGCUCGUUGGCAUUACUUUACUCUGGUGUUGGUAGAAACAUUGACGCUUUAAUAGUGUACUUCGGGGAAGAUCCUGCUCGUUGCCCAUUUGAACAAGUUGUCAUGACUCUACUCAAUUUCACGAGAAUGUUCAACCAAGCGCAGGAGGAGAACUGCAAGCAACAUGGAGUUGGGAAAAAAAACUGAAAAGGAUAUAGGAAGCCAAAAUUAAGAGCUCAAAAGGAAUCUCAUAUUUGAUUUUUAAUCCUUCCAUGAGUAGAAAUAUUAGGUGAAUAAGAACCUGAGUGGUGGUAUAGAGCAAAGGGUGUAAGGUUUUUAUAUGGGCGGGGUUGAGGUUGAGUAAGGGGUCUGAGCUACUAUUGACGCAGAAGAACUGUUGUAGUGAUUUAGCAGCUGCCACUCGACUUUGUCAGGAGAGAAGGUUUUACUAGUAUUGUGCUUUUGUAGGCCUGUUGCUGUGCUAUUUCACUGCCCAAGAUAUCAACAGGCCAUUAGAGUUAGCAAAUUGUACUUGAGUGAAAUAAUUUACUGUAUAUAUUCCAAUUCAUUGGUAUUACAAGUUGCGUGUA
This is a messenger RNA of Spinacia oleracea (spinach), 4431 nucleotides long. RefSeq names its product formin-like protein 18. Lineage: Eukaryota; Viridiplantae; Streptophyta; Magnoliopsida; Caryophyllales; Amaranthaceae. The coding region runs from base 359 to 4048 and encodes 1229 amino acids. The record is from RefSeq and is a predicted model, not a curated record. The transcript is spliced from 17 exons.